GAAGCUCUAUGAGCUUCCUUUUAUUUAUACCAAAUAAGGUACAUGUUGUUUUCACUUCCUUUUCUAGAUUUCUACAUAUGCAGUGAGAACAGCUUUUCCAAGGAGCCAUUUAUGACCAUUAAAUACUGGAGAUAUGUGCAUGCCAUUUAAUAAAGCACUCUGACAGCUUCCAACUAUGUCAACACACAUUGAACAGUGAGGAGACAUGGAAGCUGUGCUUGGCUUGAUGGUGAUUCUACUGGGAGUGCCUCAUGUUCCAGGUGUGGAAACUUACUGUGAUGGCAGACAGGAUGGAGCUCAGUGUUAUGGAGCUUUGGGAGGAACCGUGGACAUCCAGCUGAUGGACAACACCUCAGAAAUAUCUAGAUACCAAGUGUUAAAUAAUUCAUUAAAAAUACUAGAUGUGAGAAAGAAUAAGGUUAUUUCUAAUACCAUAGAACAUAGAUCUCUUUUUCCCAGUAAUGGAACAUUUAGGAUCAAUAACCUGAGUAGGUCAGACAGUGGUAAUUAUACCCUUCAAACCUUUGAUUCAGAUGGAAGAUCAUCAGGCGAGCGGACUUUACAGUUGUUUAUUCAAGCUCCUGUGUCCUCUGUCCUGCUGCUCUCUGAGUGUCUGUCCCUGGGAGAGAGGAGGGUGUCCUGCUCCUUUGAGGGAGGGGACAGUCCUCAGUACAGCUGGACUCUGGAUGGACGCACACUGACAGAUGCUGAGCUCCUUUCUGGAAAUAAUGAGACUAACAUCAUCACUCUGAAACAGAACGUCUCAGGACGUCUGGUCUGCUCAGUCAGGAACAACGUCAGUAAUGUCUCCAAAGAAGAGAGGAUAUCUACCUGUGGGUUCAUUUUUAUUAACUGCACCACAGUCAAUGGGACAAUGAUAUCGGGGUGGCUGCAUAAAGACAGUAACACCCUGUGUGUUGAACCAGCACAGAUUUUUAAGGGAAAUUUGCCACUAAUUGGUGUUCUCACGACGCUCAUCAUUUUCUUACUUGUGGGUAUAGCAGUCAUCUGUGCUCAGCGGAAAAAGAAAAACAGCAAACCUAAAAAACAAAAAGAGGAAGAAGACGACGAGGAAGAAAUCUUUGCUGAUAUCAGGGUUGUGAAACGGCAGGCGAAACAACUGGAGAGAAGAGCUGAGCUAGAGUUUGGCAAAGUCAAGUAUUCAAAGCGACCUCGGCAGAUGGAACCAACAGGAAAUGCUUGUUUGUAUGCCAACGUCCAUAAAGCCAUGUAAUUUAAUUGGUCAGUGCUUACACACAGACUGCACAGCUGAAAGCUGAUGGAGUGAGAAGCUGCUGUCAAGAUGUCUAACUGUUUUUCGUUAAAUGUGAUUUCCCAUCAGAAAAAUAUAAUAUAUACUAUCAAAGGUAAUGCUUACUGAUAUAAAGGUUUAUUUUACUUUCAUUGCACUUCCAAUCUCUUGAUUUAGUAUGUUGCACAAAUACUGUGAGUGUUUUCUGCAUAUAUUCUGUGGAAGCUCUCAUAGAACAUUGUUAUUUAGGAGGGUUGAUCCAAGAUGGCGCCAGUGUGCUUGGCACGCCGUCCUCCUGGGCCCUCUACUGUUUGGAGUAUCAGAUCUCCUACCACUGUUAUGAUGACAACAUUCAAAUCCAUUUCCAAUUGUCUGAUGACCUGCCAGCUUCAUUGAAUCGUUUGUCUGACUGCCUGAGAGAGUUCACAGAGUGGCUGUCAGCCAAUUCUCUCAUUUUAAAUGAGAAGAAAACUGAGAUUAUGGUGUUUGAUAGUCACACUCCACGAGAUCAGCUAGCUGCCCGAUUUGGUCCCUUUGCUUGCUUCUUACCGAUACUGUAAGUAAUCUAGGUGUUUUCCUGGAUAGUUCAUUUAAACUGGAUAAACAUGUUUCCUUUGUGGUUAAAUCUGGCUUCUUCCAAUUGUGCCAAAUUUCCAAGGUCUAAUACCGUUCAAAGAUCUUGAAAAACUUAUACAUGCCUUUGUGACCUCCAGAUUAGAUUAUUGUAACUCUCUCUACUCUGGACUCCAACUCGCUCACCCCCAACGGUUACAGCUUGUUCAGAAUGCUGCGGCUCGUCUUCUAACCGGAACUAGAAAGUUUGCCUCCAUUACUCCAGUGCUCUCUGACUUACAUUGGCUGCCUAUUAAAUUUCGUAUUGAUUUUAAAGUUCUGCUGCUUACUUUCAAAUGCCUAAAUAACCUUGCGCCUGACUAUCUCACCAACCUCCUCAGUCUUUAUACUCCCAGCCGUUCUUUACGAUCAUCUGGUCAGUUACUUCUGGCCCAGCCCAGGCACCGUCUGAAGACUAGGGGUGAUCGUGCUAUUGCCUCUGUAGCACCAAACCUCUGGAACAGUCUUCCUGCUACCAUUCGUGCUUCUGACUCCAUUCAAUCCUUUAAAGCACCCUUGAAAACUUACCUAUUCAACCUGGCUUUUCUGACUUGCUAAUUCUCACCGCUCACUAACUGCUGUAUCGUUACUCAUUUCUCUGGAUUAUCAUGAAUUCUCCCUAUCCCUACUUACUAAUGCCUUUGUUUGUUUCUCUAUUUUAACCUUGUUUUAAUGACUUACUGUUCAGUGUAAUCAUUUUACUGUUUAUUCCUUACUGUGAAGCACUUUGGUGUACCCCCUGAAUUUAAACAUGCUAUAUAAAUAAAAUUGUAUUGUAUUGUAUUUUUCUCUUUCCAUUUGAAUUUGACUUGUUUUUGACUUGGUAGAAGUUGGACCAGAUCAUCCAAUUCAAUUCAGUUUUAUUUAUAUAGCAUCAAAUUACAACAUGUUGCCUCAAGGAGCUUUAUAUCAUAUGGUAAAGAGUACAAUAAUACUAGAAUCCUUAAAAUAGAAAUAAAUAAAGUAAAAAGGCUGAGCUUUCGGAUGUUUAUAAGACAUCCAGAUAUCAACAAUUCACCUUUAGUUGGCAAAUGUCCUCAUUAAAGACACUGAUGUUCAAAUAACAUAAAGGAUCGGUGUGAGUCACUUUUUCAUCUAACCAUGUUUCAAAUUGCUGCAAGUUGGAUUUUACUUGGAUUUGGCCACUGAUAUUAGUAAACCGAGGGACACUUUCAGCCUCGGAACAGGGGGAUUGUUAAUCUGCUGUUCUGCUGUUGUGCACUUUUUAUAAGAUGGUUGUUAUCAAAAAAUACAUCAGAAAUUUGUUUAGCUCGUUUUGAAAGUUGUAACAGUAGUGGUGAUUGAGCUGUAUGACUUCAGUCUACCAUGAGAUGGGUGGCCAUUUAAAGAAAAAAAACCCUCAUUAUUAGUCAUCAUUAUCACAAUUACCUGGGUUUACGCACGUCUUAGAAAAAGAAGGUUGUUCACAAACUCGUGUUUUUUUUCUCUAUUCCUGUCAUGACACCAAGCUCAAUUUUUCACACCACGCUCCUUUUGUUUGCGCUCCUCUGGUGUUGCCCAGCACUUAUACCUUAACGGUUUAUGCUUUACUUGUUUUGCAUUGGUUUACUCCUGCAACCAUUUUUAUCCCAUUAUUUUCCUUAAAAUGGUGUACUUGCACAUUUUUAACAAGGACCACACUUAAUACGUCAAUAACUUCAAUCUACACUCAUUACCCUGUGAAACAGGAAAGGAAACUUCCCAUAAAACAGGAAGGGAAAAUUCAUGCUUCUUCUUUUUGAUAAAUCUAAAACUUGUGUUUACCUUGGAUGUGUGUGUGUUUGUUUCCCCGGUAAAGCAACAGAAGCAGUGCACCAACAAUAGAAGGUCGCAGGAAGUGCUGUUUAUGAUUUCCUGCAUAGAAAAUAUAAAAUGGUCACAGGGAGUAAUAAAAUUGGAUGUUUCAAAAUAGAAAGCGACCUUUCUACUUUUAUUUCAGAGUUCAGUUUUUUUUAAUUCUGGCUGAACUCAAUUCAAUUCACUUCAAUAAAAUUUUAUUAAUCCAGGUUCCAAAUCCAAGGUUGGCCCUGAAGGAAACUGGGUCUGUGUCAGUAUACAUGUGUAUGUGUGUGUGUGCGUGUGUGUGUGUUCCCUGUUCAGCUAAGAGAAAGUGGCCCUUCACCCAGUUAGGCAAAAGUCAACAAUCUUUGGUCGACGCAGGGUGGCCUUAAGGGAGGGGGAAAGAGAGUCACAACAACAGUCUUGUUAUCUAAGGGAGAAUUUUGUUAUUUCUGCCAGCUUUUGCCUUGAGCAACCAGCUGGCGCCAGGGGGGCCGCAUGAGUUGAAGAUGGUAGUUGUUUUGGUUAGAGUGAACAAACUGCAUCCAAUUUUACAGUUGGUCUAAUGUCCAUCACUGGUCACCAGGUCUCUCAAUUCCCGUUGCAGAGCCGUGAGCUUCUCCAAGAUUUUGCCCAUAUGCAUUCAAUAAACAGUCUGAACUGUUUUUUAGUCCAUUAUAGUCCUUCAAUUUGAAGUAAAUAAAAUGGACCGUAUUAUUAUUUAAUUUUCCUUUCCUUUCCUUUCCUUUCCUUUCCUUUUCCUUUAAACAAAGCUCAUCAAGGUUUAAUGGGACAUUCAAUAACAUUUGAUUUGAGGCACCAGUGUAUUGGAAAGUAAUAAAUAAAACAGUAAAAACACAACAAAAAUAAAGCAACAACCCUAGAAUGGGAAGGAGGCAAAUAAAGAUCAAAAACCUACAGGUAAAAAAAGUUAGAAUUCACGAGGCAAACAGUUAAGGUAAAGCAUGAAAUCCAAACAUGAUGAAGAAGAUAACCAUCAAGUGUUUUCAAUUGCAUUGCCACAUGUAUAUUAAAUCAAGCACCUAGCCAUGCAGUCUGCCUUUACAAACAUUUCUGAAAGAAUGGCUCAUUCUACAAAACUCAGUGAAAUGAUAAAAUAAUGCAAUGAAGAAACCUUUAAGAGCUGGGCUUGCUAGGGAAAGAGAAAUGGAUUUAAAAAAAAAACAGUA
Oreochromis niloticus (Nile tilapia) is the source of this 4833-nucleotide messenger RNA. Its product is annotated as hepatocyte cell adhesion molecule-like. NCBI's taxonomy places the organism in Eukaryota, Metazoa, Chordata, Actinopteri, Cichliformes, Cichlidae. The record is from RefSeq and is a predicted model, not a curated record. Bases 206 to 1234 code for a protein of 342 amino acids. The transcript is spliced from 6 exons. Gene Ontology annotation, cellular component: membrane.